AACACCGAGUGGUGGCGCCGGCGGCAGCACUUGGCCUGUAAUCUCAGCACUCCGGGAGGCAGAGGCAGAGGCAGGAGGAUCCCUUUGAGUUGGAGGACAGCCAAGUCCAGAAAGCAACUCCCAGGACGGCCAGGCUGCCUAGAGAAAGGAUCCCUGUCUCGAAAAAACAAAGGGGGGAAAGAUCGACUGCUUCUGUGAGAAAUGGACUAAGAGCUGGGACACGUGGCAAAAGAAGAUAGUCUUCUUCUCUCAAUAGAGUGAGUGUGCAGUGCAGCCAGCAGCUCCUACACACAGAAGAAAGCAGGAUCGCCUCACUGUGCUGCCUCCAAGUGUUGUCCCCAAAUACCACUGACCAAAAAGCAGGUGUUUGCCUGAGGUGACGCUUGUGGAUCAGUGCCUCCUGGAAGUGAUUCAUAGGCAUUGUUCAAGAAGGAAGCAGCUAAGACAACAUGAAUGAACAAAAAAUGAAUGAACAAAUGAAGAAAAUGGCAAAGACAAGUGGCCAGAAAGGGCCGGGCGGAAGAGCCCUCGACAGACUGACCCUAAAGCAAGAUGAGGCAAGGCCAGUCCAGAAUAGCAGAAUGGAAGCUCCCCGUGUAACAUACACCAUCCACGAUGAAAGUGAGAUUAGCCCUGGGACUGAGGAAGAUGACUUCCCUGACGAAUACCUAGAGUGCAUCAUACGAGGUGAGUUUUCUGAACCCAUUCUGGAAGAGGAUUUCCUUUUUAAAUCCUUCGAAAGCCUGGAGGAAGUGGAGCAAAACCUUUCUCGCCAGGUUCUGGAAGCGAGUUCCCUUCUCGAGUGUUCUUUGGAGUACCUGACAAAGGGGACAAAGCAAGAGAAGAGAGAGGUCACGCAAGAGGCGACUCCGCAGAGGGUUGGCGCGAGCUCAGUACUUCCAGGCGGUCCUGCAGAGAAGCCAGAGGGCGGCGGUGUGUACUGUGGUGUCUUAUCGAUGCUGGAGUGUCCUCAACCCGGGUGCAAGAAGAAGCUGCGGGAUAAAACCGCCCUGAGGAAGCACAUGCUUGUCCACGGGCCCCGGCGGCAUGUGUGUGCAGAGUGUGGCAAAGCCUUCACCGAGAGCUCGAAACUAAAGCGACAUUUUCUAGUUCACACUGGAGAGAAGCCGUAUCAGUGCACGUUCGAAGGCUGUGGGAAGCGCUUCUCCCUGGAUUUCAACUUGCGCACCCACAUCCGCAUCCACACCGGGGAGAGGCGCUUUGUGUGUCCUUUUGAUGGCUGCGAGAAGAGCUUUAUUCAGUCAAAUAACCAGAAGAUUCACAUCCUAACCCACGCAAAGGCAGGGAAGAAAUGCUGAAGGUGGAGACAGAUUGUCCUCAGGCUGGGUAGUCUUAAUGACAGAGACACUGGGGAUACAUGCAUUAUGUACAGAUUGUUAUUUGUAGGGAUAGAUUCUAUGGCUAAAAUAAUUUUGCAACUCUAGAAGGCAUGCUUGUAUUUUGUAUUUACUUCAUUAUACAGUUUUAAGACCUCUUUUGGUAUUCCAUGGCAUAGUUCCAACAGAAAAGUCAAUGGUGAAAGCAGUUUCAAAAGCAUAAUCCUUACUAUAUGUGCUACACUAUUGAAGGGAAUGGGGACUUUUGCAUACGUCAGAAAAUCAGUUAUUUUUAACUAUGCAGUUCCUAAUUGCCUAGCUUUUACCUUUAGAAAUAUGCUUCAUGGUAAAUUUGA
Mus caroli (Ryukyu mouse) is the source of this 1693-nucleotide messenger RNA. It is a transcript of the gene Zfp42, whose product is annotated as ZFP42 zinc finger protein. Gene Ontology annotation, biological process: regulation of transcription by RNA polymerase II. The record is from RefSeq and is a predicted model, not a curated record. Gene Ontology annotation, molecular function: RNA polymerase II cis-regulatory region sequence-specific DNA binding; DNA-binding transcription factor activity, RNA polymerase II-specific. Lineage: Eukaryota; Metazoa; Chordata; Mammalia; Rodentia; Muridae. Gene Ontology annotation, cellular component: chromatin; PcG protein complex; transcription regulator complex.